AUGGCAGCUCGAGCUCUCCAUUUCGUCUGCCUUGCAGGCAUUGCUACCGCUCUUGUCGAUAGGAGUUCCCUUAUCUUGACCCACACUAUCAAUGGCGUAGAUCAGGCCUUCCAACUUGGCAACAAGAGCUACUUGGCAACAUCCGGCUCACCACUCGCUGUCGCAGCCGCAAAUCCCAAGGCAACCACCUCUCCGGGAACCCAUAUCGUCGCAAUUAGCCCAGUAAUCACUGGGAAGUACCUCCAAGAUACGAUUGCUCGGUACCUAGCCGAAGACGAUGUAUUCUCUGAGGACUUCCUUGAGACACUCAUUCUGAGUUCUAACUGCUCUUCAAAGCUUGAUGAAGCCGCAACAGCUUUCGUGGCAUCCGUUGGGUCGCAAGUUCUCAUGCUGCCUUCUUCUCAACUCGAGUCAUCGAUGCCGCCCCCCGGCCCCUUGCUUCUAGAGUCUAAUGGCAAGGAAGUCACGCUCUCCAAGGUCUUUCGUCUCUACACGGACACCUACAGUGACUUUGUCCACGGAAUCUACGAAUCCAACGGGACUUAUAAGGUCCUCGGCUUGACCGAUACUGAUUGGGGUUACCCCUUAGUCCCAGUCCCAUCCCGCCUCUACAGUGAGGCCGACCCUCGGCCUCUGGCCGGGGCAAGAAUCGGCGUCAAGGACAUCUAUGAUGUAAAAGGGCUCAAGACUACGCUGGGAAGCAAAGCAUGGACACAAAUGACCACCGAGGCCAAUGCAACCGCUCCUUCUAUCCAGCGUAUCAUUGACCUCGGCGGGAUCGUCGUGGGGAAGCAGAAAACCUCCCAAUUCGCGUCUGCAGCUCACGCGUGGGAGUGGACCGACGUUUAUUAUCCCCAGAAUCCCCGCGGUGAUGGGUAUCUCAGUUGCUCGGCGUCGUCCGCUGGUGGCGGGUGCUCUAUUGCGGCCUACGACUGGCUCGACUUUGCCAUCGGAUCGGACACUGGCCAGUCCAUGCGCCAACCGGCAGCGUUCUCGGGUACUUUUGGGAACCGCCCAUCGCAAGGCCUCAUGAUUCUGGAUGGAGUCAUGCCCAUCUCCUAUGGUGCCGACACGGGCGGUGUGUUUGCACGUGAUCCCCAGGACUGGGUGAAGUUCGCUAAGCUUUGGUACGACCCUUCGCUUCACCAAGACAGCAGCCUUAAUGGGCUGCCUGAGCUUGUGGUUCCGGACUCUCUGGCGUUCCCGAAGCGGAUUCUUUAUCCCACCGACCACCUUCCGCUACAAAACACCGCCGCCGAGACUGUCCUGCAGAGUUUUUUGGCUCAAGUCAAUAAGGCCAUGAACUUGACGGUCUCGAAAGUUAACAUCACAGAAGCAGUCGAGACCGUUACCGGUCGAGAUCUUGACAGUAUUCUGGCCGAUCUGAACACUAUCUGGACCUACACACAGCUCAAGGUCGUGGCCACACCUCUGAAUGCCCACUAUAGCCCUGAUUUCCCUUCCUUGGAUAGACCAUUCCGAAUUGCCUUCAGGAACUUCGCCCUAGAUGUCGAAGGACACACUGAAGCGCUUGACCGAAGACGUCAGGACUCGGACGCCUGGCACCGCGAGGUCUUGUUCAACACGACUGAGAGCUGCUCCGAGUCCGUCAUGAUCUACGACAUCGGUACGGGUGGACUUCCCUCCUUCAGAGAGGCUGAGUUGAAUGAGUCUCCCGGUGCCGCCCUUCCUCAAGGAACUGGAACUCGAGGAGCUGGUUCUGCCCUCGCGUCCUAUUUCGGGAGCGCAGACUUCACCAUUCCAAUUGGGCAGGUGCCUUACUACAGCAACAUUACUUACCGAGAGGAAAUGAUGCCUGUGACCAUCAACAUGGUGGCAAGACGGGGUUGUGACUUUGUUUUGUUCAAUCUCGUAGAAGAGUUGGCGAAGCAAGGAGUCUUGGGGCCUGUUGCUACUGGUUCGCGAACCUUUGUAUGA
Colletotrichum godetiae is the source of this 1938-nucleotide messenger RNA. RefSeq names its product amidase signature domain-containing protein. Lineage: Eukaryota; Fungi; Ascomycota; Sordariomycetes; Glomerellales; Glomerellaceae. The transcript has a single exon. The record is from RefSeq and is a predicted model, not a curated record. Bases 1 to 1938 code for a protein of 645 amino acids.